AUGUCGAAAGUCAACACGGAUGUGAUGAAGGCGUGGGUGUCCAGCAAAAUUACCGCUCUCUUAGGCUUCGAAGACGACAUCGUGAGCUCGUACUGCAUGACCCAGCUGUAUCCCGAGGAGGCUUUGUCGCAAGAUGCCGACGCCCGCCAGAACUAUCUCUGCCCGAAGAAGCUUGUCAUUUCCAUGACCGGCUUCAUCGGCAAGAACGCGCUGCAGUUUGUCAAGGAACUUUGGGAGCUUCUCAUUGCGGCGCAGAAAGAGAAGAACGGCAUUCCGCCUGCUUUUUUGGAGAAUAAGAAACUGGAAAUGGAGAGGAAACGCGAAGAGGCUGCGAAGAUCAACGAAGAGCUGAUUCGCAGGCACGAACAAAUGAUGAAGGACGAGUUCAAUCGCCAGGUUAAAGACAUCGCAACUGGGCAUGCUCAGUCUCAACCUCCCACGGUUCUCGCAGCAGCUGGAGCCAACCCGGAUUCUCUCGGAUUGUCGAGCUCGGGCGCGGGCAUGCGAGGCUGGGAUGCGCCCGGUGGAGUUGAGCCGGUCAUCACCGUUCCUCAAGGGUUUGACCGUGCGGAAGAGGACAACGAAGCUCCUGUGCGAAGGCGCGCGCCUUCCUCGUCGAGAAGUGGCAGCGAGGCUUCGGAUUAUGGCCGUCGGCGUCGACACAGAGAUCGCCGAUUCAAGGAACACCGAAGGAGAGACAGGAGCGCGAGUCGGAGCCGAAGUCGGUCGCCUUCGAGUCCACGUCGAGAACGCAGCAGAAGCCGAGGGCGCGACCGUGAUAGGGAGAGGAGAAGACGCUCUCUGUCCAGAGAACGACGAUAG
Neospora caninum is the source of this 822-nucleotide messenger RNA. RefSeq lists its product as hypothetical. Gene Ontology annotation, biological process: mRNA processing; regulation of mRNA splicing, via spliceosome. The record is from RefSeq and is a predicted model, not a curated record. Bases 1 to 822 code for a protein of 273 amino acids. NCBI's taxonomy places the organism in Eukaryota, Apicomplexa, Conoidasida, Eucoccidiorida, Sarcocystidae. The transcript has 8 exons. Gene Ontology annotation, molecular function: RNA binding. Gene Ontology annotation, cellular component: spliceosomal complex.